Messenger RNA from Nestor notabilis (Kea), 1107 nucleotides. It is a transcript of the gene PRR5L, whose product is annotated as proline rich 5 like. The transcript has 9 exons. Gene Ontology annotation, cellular component: TORC2 complex. The coding region runs from base 1 to 1107 and encodes 368 amino acids. The record is from RefSeq and is a predicted model, not a curated record. NCBI's taxonomy places the organism in Eukaryota, Metazoa, Chordata, Aves, Psittaciformes, Psittacidae. Gene Ontology annotation, biological process: TORC2 signaling.
AUGACUGGAGGGUUCACCGUGGCUCCAUCCUUUGCUCUCCAGUUACACAAGAUGGGUUCAUUCAGAAGGCCUCGACCUCGCUUCAUGAGCUCCCCAGUCCUCAGUGAUCUGCCACGGUUCCAGGCAGCCCGGCAGGCCCUGCAGCUCAGCUCCAACUCUGCCUGGAACAGUGUUCAAACAGCAGUGAUAAAUGUGUUCAAAGGGGGAGGCUUGCAGAAUAAUGAACUUUACACCCUCAAUGAAAAUAUCAGACGGCUGCUGAAGAGUGAACUUGGAUCCUUCAUCACAGAUUACUUUCAGAACCAGCUCCUUGUGAAAGGCUUGCUGUUCAUAGAGGAGAAGGUUAAGCUGUGUGAAGGUGAGGAUCGCAUUGAUGUCCUGUCUGAAAUCUGGGAUCACUAUUUUACAGAGACUCUUCCUACACUCCAGGCAAUAUUCUACCCAGUCCAGGGUCAGGAGUUGACGAUCCGUCAGAUUGCUCUCCUUGGCUUCAGAGACUUGGUCUUGCUAAAAGUAAAGCUGGAAGAAAUUCUUCCUCUGGUCCAGACAAAGCUCCCAGCUUCCAUUGUCCAGAUGCUAUUAAUUCUGCAGAGUGUCCAUGAGCCUACCGGACCCAGUGAGGGCUACCUACAGCUGGAAGAACUCGUCAAGCAGGUGGUAUCACCGUACUUGGGUUUGUGUGAGGAUCAUGGCUUCUCUGGUAGCACCUCAUCUGGUGGUAAUGAAAGACGGUACUCCAGAUCCCGUCCCAAGACUGGUGCACCGAAUUAUUCAUCUCACGUGGUGACGAGCCGGCAGCCUGGUGAGAUGGCCCUGACCCCGCUGACAGAGCAGGAGGGCGAGGCUUACCUGGAGAAAUGCGGUAGCAUCCGCCGCCACACUGUUGCCAAUGCUCACUCAGAUAUUCAGCUCCUGGCAAUGGCCUCCAUGAUGCAUACAGGAAUUGUGAUUGAGGAGUCGGACAGUGCUGAUAAAUGCCUCCUCCUGCAGCCCAGUUUUAACCACAGGCAGUGCUCCAGUGAGCCCAGUAUUCCUGAUGGGCCAGAGGGAGUCAUGGCAGCAGGUAGGCAGGACCCUGCUGAGCUGAACUGCACAUCGGUCAGCUAG